This is a messenger RNA of Symbiodinium sp. CCMP2592, 2886 nucleotides long. The record is from the annotation of a GenBank genome assembly. NCBI's taxonomy places the organism in Eukaryota, Dinophyceae, Suessiales, Symbiodiniaceae.
AUGUCGGCCUCCAAGCUGGAGAAGAACAUUGCAAACCUUGAACGGCGACUACGCCAGGAGUUCAAGGCAGAGCUUGCGCAGGCCUUGACCGUCCAAUCGAUUCGGCUCGAUGCCUUCGAGGCACAGCUCCAGCGCUUGCAGCCGAGCGCCGCCUUGUUGCAGGUGCAUGCGGCGGGCAUCAACUUCCAUGCGAAUCAGCAGGAUGUCAACCAGGACGAAGUUUCGAACAAAAGCCUUGUACGAGGUGAGCCCGUGCAAGGCGAUCUUUUCCCUGUCGUGCCUUUGGAAGAUGCAGUGGAACAAGAGGUCGCCGUCGCGGAUGCCGAGUCGGAUCCAAUGGAGCCAGUGGCAUUCUUGGAGACCUCCUGGAAUCUUGUGCUGGUGCUCGGCUACACCGGUGCAGGUUGGUGUGACGUGGUGAUUGCUUGUCUGCUCUUCCUGGCCAGCAUGGCCACGCAAGCCUUUUUCAGUUGGAUCUUGCUGAGUCCGGAAUUCCAGGGUGAUCCCUUCAGCCUGCAGAUCGAUAUUGCCACGGCCUGGAGGAGAAGCGUGGCACACGAUGCAAUGCAUGUGGACCUUGCACGGACGAGUCUCAUCAGCCGGGUCUGCAACGACGAUGGUGCUCUCAUCAUUUCCACGGAUCAGGCCUCGCUGAUACGGCAGAUCAAUUCGUUCCUGGGAUAUCAGAAGUCUACGGAUUUUGACCAAGAGGAUGCCUCUCGAACGGGUGUGUUGCUGGCCAUGCUCUGCAUCCUCCUCUGGUGCCUGUACGUAUCCAAGGAAUUCCGCACCAUAUGGCUUUCACUGGAAGCAGUGGCCCAGCUACCACUCAAGCGCAGGACUGACUUGCGCGACGGGCGCUUCAGGGCUAUGUCAUGGCCACGUUUUUGUGCCUACUUCUUCCUGCGCUUGGGUCGGGCAACCAUCAGCGGAGCCAUGCUGUACGCAGGCAUAUUGUGGCUAGGGGCAACGACAUCAAUCAGCGACCUCAUAGUAAAUGCGGUUGCUUUGGGUGCAGUGCUGAGCGUCGAUGAGAUGGUCUUUGCCGCGCUGAUGCCCAAGAAGCUCCAGAUCAAGAUCCAAGACCUUGAGGCCAUCAAGAUCAGGUACAGCCGCUGCCGCAGCCAGGUGGAGGCGGUCUGCAUCAUGCUGGCCUUGGGAGGCAUCCUGGCAUGGGCAUAUGUCCACAUCGUCAAUCCACUCGCGCAGGACAUGGAAACAGUCAAGCGAGCCUACUGCUUUGGGAACCAGGACUUCGUGGUAGGAAUGAAUGAAGACAUCCAGCUCGUCUUUGGCAUGCAGACGAUUCCGCACGCCAAUGUUUCUGGCAGAACGUUGAGUCAGCUGGCGGUAGAGAAGUACCUUUCCAAAGAGCCGUCGAUGACGGCAGACUACAUCAGUUUUCAGAGUGACGUUCAGCGCUUCGACAGUAUGGUGUAUCAGACCAUGGAAGAAUCAGCCACAGAAUUUGCCUACUGCAAGGAUCUGGACGCGCUGUACAUUCAGGGCCAAACAGACCAAGAAAUUACGAACGAGUUCGUGGACCUGUACAGGCCCUAUUUUUGGUCUGCUGCCGCGGUUCUCAACGAGCCGCGCAACAGCACCUGCCUGGACAUGGCCAGUCAUUGCAACGAUGCCGAGGCGCGUAUGCUCCGGCAGGUUUGUGGUGUCACUUGUGGAUGCGCGGAUCCACGAAGUUACCCGGUUUACAAGGUGCUGCACAAGGGCUGCAGCAGGAACUGCUUGUCAAAUGCGGCCAGCCCAGAGCAGCCAGUGUGCGAGGACAUCGAGAAUGGAGCAAUGUGGAAGCAAUUUUGGGAUGGUUAUCCUACAGUGCUCGGCAGCGAGAUGGGUGUGACGCUAGACUACAACUCGACCUUGGGUCAGUGGGUUCUGCAAAUGAUCGGAGCCAUGCAGGAGUUUGGAUGUGCCGCGUUGGCUCUCCAUCCGGAACUGGCCAAGGAAGCAGUGACACAGCAGCGCUGGUGCGAUGGCAUCGCGGUCGACAUUUGGAGCGUGCCUCCUCGCAGGAAUGCGUUUGACAAUGGCGAUCUGCUUCUUUGCUUUGUGCAUCUGGCUACUCUACGCCGCUACGUCGUUACGCGAUGCUGCUGCGCCGCCUCGCAGGAGCUUCCCACUGGGCCUCACCGCUCCUUCCGGGACGCUCUCGAGGCCAGGGGCUAUGAGGGCGCGCUCUUCCUCGGCCCCGGCCAGGAGAAGGUUGGAGUUGGCCUUUUCUGGCAGCGCGAGCGUGCAUCCAUGGUGGACAACUUUCCAAAGGACCACGUCGUGCCAUGUGGUAUGGAGACAGGCUCUUAUGCCAACGUCGACCUGAAAGAAGCGGGGCUCAGGGACAUGGACAGGCGACUGGCUGGCUUUGUCAAGCUGACUGUAGAUGAGCUGCCCACUCUUUUGUGUGGCAUUCACCUGAUGACAGGUUCACGCGACAAAGAGGGCUCGAUUCGUCGUCAGGAGCUAGUGACGAUUGCAGAUCUCAUGAAAGUGUGGGCAGAUCCCGGCACAGGAGUCAUUCUCUGCGGGGAUUUCAAUGUGAACUCCCGUGCAUUUUUGGAGGAACACAUCUGGGAAGGAACUGGGUAUGUGCGAGAUUCCGACAUCAAGGCAAACCGUUUUCGCUGGCAGAGAAGUGGUGCUGCACCACUCAUACUCCGCGACGCUUUCGAUUCCUGCUAUGGGGAUGAGGCCUGCUCGUCGACUCGAACAGGCACGCGCCUGGAAACCAUCGAUUACAUAUUUUUCGACGAGGAGGCUUACACUCUCUUGGACAGCUCGAAGUUGCGGUGUCCGGAGCAGCCAAUGCCGAAUGCAGAGGAACCCUCUGACCAUAUUCCUGUUUGCGCCACUUUCCAACGAAUCGGCAAGUGA